Molecule: messenger RNA, 2631 nt
Organism: Symbiodinium sp. CCMP2592
Lineage: Eukaryota; Dinophyceae; Suessiales; Symbiodiniaceae
Source: the annotation of a GenBank genome assembly
AUGGCUCCAGCGCAUAGGUUGCUAUUCUGUGCGGCCCACGUGGUGCUGGCUUGGCGGUGUGAGCGCACCUUUCAUGUCCUCAGCCCCGAGGUCGCAGAGGCUCAGUCUCCCGAGCUGGCAGAGUGCAGAUUGCUAGAGUAUGCGGAGGUUCUACGGAGAGGCUUAGCCUCGAGCCCAUGUGCUUCCGACCUGACAGAAGCAUCUGUGCUUGUGCUUCCGGGUUACACUUUUCACAACUGCCAUUGGCCACACUACGGAGGCAACUGCGAAUCAGAAGGGACCAUCUCCCGACCCGGCAGGGAAUGCUACGAUGAGCAGACUAUGAGAGCCUACAGACGGUUUCUUGAUGCACAAGAUUUUGCUCAGAAAUCCCUAGCCAUCAUCGAUGGCUCUGGUCGUGUGCAGAGUGGCUGGCUUCCUGAUCUGAGUUUCUACAAUAACCCCAGGGUCCUUAUCCUGCGUCUUGGAGCCCCAGUCUGGUUUCACAGGCCAGGCAUUGACAUCUCUCUCCCUCCAGGGCCGCUGUCGCGAUGUGCAGGUCAAGCAGCCAUGCAUGCCAUGCGGGAAUCACUGGACGAAAAGCGCUACUUGGCCACGUUCAAGGGCAAGCUGCGGCACAACCCGGUGCGUACAACUGUAGCACAUCUGCACCACAAUGACCUGGACGUCAUCAUCGUGGAUCGGCUAGAUGACAGCUACGAUUAUGAUCAGCUUUUGUAUUCCUCCAUCUUUAGCUUGAUUCUUGAGGGAGACAUGCUCCAAACCUUCCACUUUGCAGAGGCUGUUUGCUCAGGAGGCAUUCCAGUGUUGAUUUCAAGCAAGUGGGUCCCUCCAUUGCAAGAACUAGUGCCCUUUGAAUCCUACGGGCUGCGGUUCCGCGACGAUGAAAUCCACAGCCUGAUAGUGAAGCUGCGUGCUCUGGACGGCUUAUCCAGACUAGAACUUCGACAGCGAGCAAUGGAUGCUUGCAUGUCACGCUUCAGGACUCUGGAGGUCCAAGUGGAGUCGGUGGCACAGCAACUCUCUUUGCCAAGCUUUCGCCCGGCAGCACCGUCAAAACAUCCUGCAUCUGCUGCUGACAGCCUGGGAGUGGGCAGGUGCGUGGCAGCAGCAUGGUCCUCCCCGACUCUGUUCUACAUCAUGAGCGUCACAGAGACCGAAGCGUUUGCACCCAAGCUACAAGGUUGCCUUUUGAGUAAUCUUGCAGGCUCGCUGCAUCAUGCCUUCCUUUCUCUUCGGAGGAGGUCUUCCACUUGCAUGGCCAUGCAAUUGGAGCAUGCCCACAUCGUUUUGGUGCCUGGCUACUCGGUGCUUCCUGACGUAACAAGGCCGCUAUCCUUUCCAGGCCGAUCGUGUGCACGAAGUCAGAUCUACGAAGGAUAUCGGCAGUUGCAGCUACAUGCACACCUGGACGGAAAGCUGCUGGUCCUGUCGGACAUGGGUGAUAAGGGCAUUUCACAGGACAAUACUUUCAGCUGGCUUUUGCUGGGUGCCAGGCGCAGCACGUUUCAAUAUGGAGUCGACGUCUCAAUGCCAGCUGAACCAACCCCUCGUUGUUCGGGAGAGGCUGCAUCGAAGUCCUUCCUGGAGCCUCUUGAGCACAAGCGGUUUUUGAUGAGCUUCAAGGGUAGGUUGGAACGACCCUGGGAAAAGCAAGUCGCAGCGUUGCAUGACGACCACGACGUUGUGAUAGUUGACGACGCGAAUGCGGACUAUGACGCAGAGUUCUUGUUGUGGAACUCUGUGUUUAACCUCGUCUUUGCCACAGCCAAUCAUCACAAUUCUCGUUUUAACGAGGUGGUCUGCUCAGGCGGAAUUCCAGUCGCAAUGGCAGAUGCUAGUUGGGUUCCACCCUUUGAUGGAUUCAUCCGCUUCAGCUCCUAUGGUGUCUUGGUCGAGGAUUCAGAUCCCUCAAACCUGCUGCCUCGCUUGCGUGACGUGCUCCUGAACACGGCGGAAGUUCACAUUUUGCGUGAGAAUGCACGAAAGGUGUGCGCGCGAUUUUUGCAGACUUGGGAAGUGCAGGCUGCAGCUGCCCUGGAGGCGCUGGAGACACCGAACAGAGCAGAGGAUGACAGCCUGAGCGUUGUGCUGACCCAGACUCUUUUGGACCAAGAGCAGAAUCACCUUUAUGCACUUUUUGAGACUGGAGCCUUGUUUCGAGCAGUGGCAUCCAGGGCGAGGACCUUGCAACAUCUUUGGAUGACAGUGGCUGCUGGACCGUUUGAGUACUUGGCAGCAAGCGGUGAGGCGGUCUUUGCAGUCUCCGGCCAACGAGUCUACAAGCACUUAGGACCGCUUCGCUCCGUGAGCACGGAUUCUGACUGGACCGCCGUGUCUCGCGGGCGCGUCCAGGCUCUUGCCAUGCACGAUGGUGUCAUGCUUGCUGCAGGCUUAGAUGGCAACAUUUAUCAGCAGGAUGUGAAUGCCAUGUCGAUCUACACCGACUGGGAGCUGUUGCUGGAAGGGUGGAAUUUCAGUCGCAUCGCCGUACAUGCCGGGGUGUUGUACGCGACCUCGCAGCUCCACGCAGCCAGCUCGGUGUACUCCUUGGACUUGUCGAGCCCGUCCCACGGCUGGGUGAAGGCUUCCAUCAGAUGCAUUCCGGGUGAUGUUGGGCACUUGCUGUGA